Molecule: messenger RNA, 971 nt
Organism: Drosophila santomea
Lineage: Eukaryota; Metazoa; Arthropoda; Insecta; Diptera; Drosophilidae
Exons: 2
Coding region: 84-791 (235 amino acids)
Source: RefSeq, a predicted model, not a curated record
ACUUCAAAACAAAAAUUUAUAAUGCUAAUACAGCAUUACUUUUCAUCAAGCUUUAACUUUCCAAUUUAUAUUUUGUUGUCAGCAUGCAGCCUGCUAAAGUCCUAAAUAAACUACUAAAGGAAGCUCCCAAGAAUACUAAAGGCAGCAAGGAGAUUGAGGAGUUGCGAAAACUGAUUAGGGAGCUGAUGAAACCGCGACAAGGACAACUACUUCAGAUCCUGAAGACUCGCAUGAUUGCUGCCACUCGAGAUGACUAUCAGGAUGACAAUCAGGACUGGUGGCCAGAUUACGAGCUAUUAACAUCAGACUGGCGAGCCAUUACAGAUAUGAAUGGUCUUUUAGUCUGCGCUCAGGAUGCUCUGAAGGGACUACCAGAUGAUCUGAAGGCCAUUGGUGAAAAUUUCGAUUAUGCCUAUUCGGUAACAAAGCCUAUAACUAUACGGAAAAAGACAAGGAACUAUUUUUUAGUAGUGGAACUUAUCGAGGACAUGGAGGACUUCGUAACGCAUCUCAGCCGCCUGUGCAGCAAGAAUCUGGACGAGCGAAGGGACCUGUACGAUCUGGCAUCGAUAACUAAGGACACUGGCGACCGCAUCAAGGUGAAAAUCUUCGAUGAACGCACCUUUGUGCAAUUGCAGUCGCGUAUCGAAAGUCUUAGGAACUACAUAAGAGACUUCAGCGCCCUAUUCGAUGUCCACUUGGAGUCCAAAGAGGAGGCUGCAUUCAAGCCAUUGUAUAUGUUGGCAAAACCCCAAGAACCGGUUGCCAUUGCUGAUAAGGUCCAGACUUAAGCCAGAUCGAUCAGGAAGUCAUCUCACCGUCUAUUCCCAAGGCAUGGCUUCCAACGGUUUUCAUUGUACAAUACCCACACACACACACAUAUACACGUAGAUACAGAACACAGAAACAUGACUCCGGCAUAUGGGCGGUAAUAAAGAGUUCGCCUCCAGUGUAUUGGAGUAUCUGGGAAA